This is a messenger RNA of Polistes canadensis, 1871 nucleotides long. It is a transcript of the gene Pus10, whose product is annotated as putative tRNA pseudouridine synthase Pus10. Gene Ontology annotation, biological process: tRNA pseudouridine synthesis. The transcript is spliced from 7 exons. The record is from RefSeq and is a predicted model, not a curated record. Lineage: Eukaryota; Metazoa; Arthropoda; Insecta; Hymenoptera; Vespidae. Gene Ontology annotation, molecular function: RNA binding; pseudouridine synthase activity. The coding region runs from base 162 to 1697 and encodes 511 amino acids.
GACAUUUCGAAAGUUGCUAUUGGUCAGAACUUAAAACUCUUGACCCCGAAUUUCCCUAUAUGAAGACACGAGGAUGUUAUUUAUAAAGUAAUGAUUAAAAAUCUAACGAAAACAUUGUUAUAACACAUUUAAUAUUGAAACAGACUUUAUUCAAAUUACUAAUGAGUUCUACUCUAACGGAAGAAGGAAAGAAGAUCUUUCACGUAUUGAGGUUAGAAAAAUGUUGUUUAAGAUGUUGUUUACGUUUCACCGGAUGCAACAAUCCCAAAUAUUAUCAAGAUCUGGACGAAUUGAAAAACCUUAUACAAUCUUCAGAAGAGAAACAAGUAUGCGUCAAGGAAACAGAUCUUCCUUGUAUUGCUUGCUUAGGUAUCCUUCAAUCUAAAAUAGAAGAAAGUGUAAUAAAAAGAAUUAAACAAAAAGUACAAAAUGAAAAUUAUGAUUGUUCAACGUUUACUUGCGCUUUAACCGUACCUAUAUCUCUGUUUCUCAGAGAAAGAUCGUUGCAUAUAUAUGUUGCCAAAAAGUUAAAUCUAACUAAAGAUGAAUAUAGUACCCUUAAAUAUAAAACACUUAAUGUCAAAGACAUAUGGAAAUGGAUUGCUCUUCCUAAAUUGGAAGAUAUCAUUGGAAAACGUCCUGAUUUAACAACGCCGUCUCCAUUUUUGCUAGAAAUUUUUUUUUUAUACGUAAAUGAUGAAAAUGAAUGUUAUACAUUAUUAGAUCAAUUGGGAAAUAAUUAUGACGAAUGUUCUAAACAAGAAAGAAUGAACAGGAAAAGAAAGUAUGGUAACAAUAAAUGUAGUAGAAAAAACAUAGAAUCUGUGAUGAUUAGUAUAACUGAUGAAAUGUUUCAAAAGUAUUACCUAUUUCCACCCACGCAACCAGAUUCUUUUAUAAAUAUUGAAAAAGUCCUGUGCUCUCACAGUAGUAUUUUUAUAGGAGGACGCUAUAAUAAGCUUUCUCGACAACUUUGUCAAACGCCCUGGUUCAUAGACGGUGAAAAGAAAAUGGAAACAUCUGUGCAAGACAUAAUAUGCGAACCCAUUGUUAAAGCUGUCAAAGCUGAAUCAAUCAAAUUUCAAUCUUCUGGAAGAGAAGAUGUUGAUGUAAGAAACAUACAUUCCGGUAGACCAUUUGCAAUUGAAUUAAUAAAUCCUCGAAUUACGAAGAUAAGUACUGAACUUUUAUCAAGCUUAGUAACUAUCAUCAACGAUAGUUCUACGCAAGUUAAGAUAACAACUAAUUUGAAAUUACUAACAAGGGACGAUUUAAAAAAGUUAAAAGAAGGUGAAAAUGUUAAAACAAAAUUUUAUCGAGCGCUUUGCGUAUGUCGCAACGCACCGCAAGACAAAUCAAACAUUGAAUUGUUAAACGAGUUAAAAAACGUCGAAAUAAUUCAAAAAACACCGAUUCGAGUUUUGCAUAGACGUCCAUUGACUCCCCGUGUACGUUACAUAUACGAUAUGCGCGCUCGAUGGGCUAAACCACAAGAAUUAUUAAAUUUACCAAAUGCACCCACCGAUACCGAUAAUAUGUUUUUUGUAUUGGAUGUAAGAGCACAAGCUGGUACUUAUGUCAAAGAAUUCGUUCAUGGAGAUUUUGGACGAACAAAACCAAGUUUGUGCGAUCUUUUGAAUACCGAAGUAGAUAUUGUUGCAUUGGAUGUUACAGGCAUCAAUUUAGAUUGGCCAUAAAAGACUAUUAUCUAAUUUCUGCAUCGCGUGCCCAUAUAUGUAUCAUAAAAAGAGAAAAAAUCAAUAGGAAAAAUAAAAUAAUUAAUCAAAUUGUAUGACACAAUAAAAAUGUUAUGAUUUUAUGCAAGAGGACCAUGUAUGAUAUAAUAUACACGUUCCUUGAAUUAGAAUUUA